This is a messenger RNA of Pleuronectes platessa (European plaice), 1473 nucleotides long. It is a transcript of the gene mfsd2al2, whose product is annotated as major facilitator superfamily domain containing 2a-like 2. The record is from RefSeq and is a predicted model, not a curated record. The transcript has 14 exons. Gene Ontology annotation, biological process: carbohydrate transport. Gene Ontology annotation, molecular function: symporter activity. NCBI's taxonomy places the organism in Eukaryota, Metazoa, Chordata, Actinopteri, Pleuronectiformes, Pleuronectidae. The coding region runs from base 1 to 1473 and encodes 490 amino acids. Gene Ontology annotation, cellular component: membrane.
AUGCAGGAUGAGAACAAACACUCCGGCAGUGACGAUGAACAUCAGAGGGGGUCGGGGGGGAUCCCUCUGACCAGGAAGCUGUGUUACGCUGUGGGUGGGGUCCCGAAUCAGAUCACUGCUGUAGCUAUAGGAGUUUCCCUGCAGAUUUUCCUCCUGGAUGUUGUGCAGAUGGAGGCCUACUAUGUGUCCCUGAUUCUGUUUGUGAGUCGGGCCUGGGACGCAGUGACGGACCCUCUGGUUGGAUAUCUGGUGAGCCGCAGCAAACGCACACCCAUCGGCAAACUCAUCCCAUGGCUGCUGCUCUCCUCUCCGCUCGCUGUCCUGUCCUAUCUGCUGCUGUGGUUCGAGCCCGGCGGCGCCGUGUCCCAGCCGCUCAGCGUCCUGUGGUUCCUCACAGUGACCUGCCUGUUCGAGACCCUCAUGAGUUGCUACAACGUCCCGUACCUCUCGCUCAACAUGUUCCUGGGGGGAGAUCAGAGGGACAGGGACUCGGCCACAGCCUACAGGAUGAGCGUGGAGAUGGUGGCGAUGCUGCUGGCCUCUGUGAUUCAGGGUCAGGUUGUGGCCGUGUACAACACAGAGAAGCAGGAGGCCUGUCAGCAGCUGGACGAGGCCCACGAGACGCCUCAGAGCUCGGCCACACCACCGACUGCAUCGCUGCAGGGAACGCGGAAGGCUUUCCUGACCUCAGGUCUGGUGGUCGGUGCUUUGUUCUUCCUCUGCAGCCUGGUUCUCGUCUUCGGGGUGAAGGAGCAGCCGGCUCCUGUCCGCUCUGAUGACAAACCGCGACCGUCCUAUCUCACCUCGCUGAAGAUGCUGAUUCAUCACAUUCCUUACCAGCGACUGGUGCUUGGAUUCGUGUUCAGUGCUCUUGCAUUUCAGGUGUCGUGGAGUAAUUUUGCACUGUUCUGCAGCCAUGCAGCCGGACUGGGAGCUCAGUUCCCAUACCUCCUUCUGGCUCUACUGACCUCUGCCUCAGUAGCGGUUCCUCUGUGGCAAGCCGUUCUUCUGAGAGUCGGAAAAAAGACCACGCUUUUCAUCGGACUGUCGUUCUUCAUCCCAGCAGUGACCAUCAUCGCCUGUGCUCCCAGUAGCCUGCCUCUCUUUGUGAUCAUGUGUAUUCUGAUGGGAUUGAGCGUGGCGACUGUGUUCCUGCUGCCGUGGUCGAUGCUCCCAGAUGUGCUGGAUGACUUCUCCGUGAAACACCCGUCCUGUUCGGACCUGGAGCCUCUGUUCUUCUCCUGUUACGCCUUCUGCAGUAAGCUGGCUGGAGGCCUGUCUGUUGGGAUCUCAACCCUGGUCUUACAGUUUGUUGGCUACAGAGCGGGUGCGUGUGACCAUGGUGAGGGAGUGGUGACAGCUCUAAUGGUUUUGUUCGCACCAGUUCCCAUCGCACUCCUGCUGAUAGCCAUGGUCUUCUUCUGCUCCUACCCGAUCGAUGAGAGGCGGCUCCAGACCGCGGACCUCCAGUAA